AUGAUCGUCGUUUCGUCAAUGAACGCCUUGAUCGAGCCACAAGUCCAACCCUUAACACAGUUUCCUCCCAUCUUCGGCUGACUGAGACCUAAUUCGAAAACCACGACAUGAAUACCAAGCAAACAAGAAAGCCCCAACACAAUCAACCUUUUCAUCUCUAUCUUAUAUUUAAUUCUCCCCCGAAUAUAUAGUAUUUGAUAAGCCCUAAAGUAGUUUCAUUUCUAUCUCACUAGUUGUUCUUCAUGGAGAUCUUCAACAAGUACAAGUCAGUGAAGAUCCGGAGCCACCUCGAGAAGUACCUGGUCGCCGACGCCGAUCAAAAGACGGUAAGACAGAGCCGGAAGGGAAGUGACACCAGAAACGCGAGAUGGACGGUGGAGCUGGUCGAGAACAAACCCCACGUCAUACGACUCAAGAGCUGUUACGGCCUCUACCUCACCGCAACCGACAUGGCGUUUCUUUUAGGCGCCACCGGAGAUAAAGUGCUUCAGACGGAAGCCGAUAGGCUCUCCGACUGGAAGUUCGAGUUUGAGCCUAUAAAAGACGGGUUUCAGAUGAAGUUCAGGACAUGGUGCGGGAAGUACUUGCGAGCUAACGGUGGACCGCCGCCGUGGAGAAACAGUAUUACGCAUGAUGAUCCGAGCACGUCGUCAACAAGGAAUUGGAUUCUGUUUGACGUGGAAGAGGCGGAGGUUCCGGUGUCGGAGAACGUUACGGACUUUUUGCUGUCGCAGCAGUCGAGUUUUUCGUCGUUUAAUGCCGAUGAGAUUGAUAAUGGUACGGAGUAUGGAUCGCCGAUGUCGGUUUAUUCUCCGAGGACACCGAAAACGUCGGUUUUGUCAAAGAGGUCGUUAUUCUCAGCCAGGUCGCCGUGGUAUUCUCCGAAAGUUUCUUCAAAACAGCUAGUAGUUCACCAGACCAACUCGAACAAGUUCAGAAUCGGAAUGGACCUCUUCCACAACGCAAAGGCCGUGCGCCUCCGCGGCCGCCACGACAAGUACCUCUUAGCCGACGAAGACGAAGACACCGUCAUCCAAGACCGCAACGGCUCCUCCAAGACCGCCAAGUGGACCGUCGAGCACGUCCCCGGAUCCGACCACGUCAUCCGACUCAAGAGCUGCUUCGGCAAGUACCUCACCGCCUCCAACCAGCCCUUCCUUCUCGGCAUGACUGGCCGCAAAGUCCUCCAGACUCUUCCGCCGCGGCUCGACUCUUCCGUCGAGUGGGAACCUGUCCGGGAAGGGCAUCAGGUGCGGCUCAAGACCCGGUACGGCCACUUUCUGAGGGCCAAUGGGGGACUGCCACCGUGGAGAAACUCGGUGACGCAUGAUAUUCCUCAUAGAACAGCCACGCAGGAUUGGGUUCUAUGGGAUGUUGAUAUAGUUGAGAUUCAGGUGCAGUCUCCUGCGCAUAGACCCGCUGGGCCUCCACCGCUGCCCCAUUCGGACUCUUUGGAUUUCGAGCCCAGCUCUCCUUCGUCUGUUUCGGUUAAAUCAACGGCCAGUUACACACGACAAGAGUCGAAUGAUUCGUUUGUGGAGUCACCGCCGAAGGUGGAAGGGAGGACUAUAUACUACCAUAUAGCGGAAGAUAAUGGCGAUGUGGAUGAUGAAGCUGUGCAGGGUUACUCUAUGAUUUUCAAAGGAAAUGGGGUUGAGGAAUUGACUCGGAAGUUGGAGGAAGAGACGGGGAUUGAGGGGCUUGUUGUGUGUGCUCGAAGCCCUUUGAAUGGCCAGCUUUUCCCUCUUAAAUUGCAGCUGCCUCCAAACAAUGUGACUAUGCAGGUUGUGGUGGUCUUAUCUUCUUCAAAAGCGGCUCAAGAUCUUGCAAGAAAAGGUUUAUUAUGAGAGGGCACCAGAUUGCAAUCACAGUUUUGGUCAGGCAACAAUACCUGCAUUUCAUGAUCUGUACAUAUUGAUUAGGAACUCUUUGCAUCGGUAUACCUGACAAGAUUCGAAUCAAGCAUAAUGGAAGUCCUUUAGUUGAUGUCUCUACAGCUAAAACACUAUGCAUUCAAGUGGAAGGAGUUGAAGGCCGUAUUGUUCUUUGUUAUGCUGCAAGGACGUACUAGUAUCGUUGCCCUGAAAUUAUACUCGUUCUUGGAUCUGUAAAAUUUAUGUUGUUAGGCUACAUCAGCUUUGAGAGAGAUGUGCAGUUUUUUUUCUUUGGAGAAUGUCUGGUUGCACUUUAGCUGUGAAAUUAUUAGCGCGGAUUUGUUUAUUGAGUUGAUGUGCGUAUAUAUGAAAUGCUAGUUUCAAAUCUGUGGAACGUGAUGUUUACUCCACUCUUAAGACUUUCGGCCGCUUCCGACGGCUAAGGGGUACAUGUGAAGAGGCACCGAUCCAAACCCAGAACGUGUUGGCAAAUUCUUAAAGAAAUACUUGUUCUUCAAUCAUAGCGUGCCUAGUUGCAAUAGAUCAAACUACUUUGGAUUUUCUUGAUCUAUCGGGCACACGAUAAUGAUAGCUUACCCAAUAAUCCGUACAGUAGCAGAUGCCAUCUUUAAGGACUCGAGCAUGAACUUGGGCACCACAGGCGGAAUUCAGUCCAUUAAUCAUGAUUCAUGACCUUGA
Messenger RNA from Fragaria vesca subsp. vesca, 2573 nucleotides. RefSeq lists its product as uncharacterized. NCBI's taxonomy places the organism in Eukaryota, Viridiplantae, Streptophyta, Magnoliopsida, Rosales, Rosaceae. Bases 243 to 1847 code for a protein of 534 amino acids. The record is from RefSeq and is a predicted model, not a curated record. The transcript is spliced from 4 exons.